Molecule: messenger RNA, 3287 nt
Organism: Mercenaria mercenaria
Lineage: Eukaryota; Metazoa; Mollusca; Bivalvia; Venerida; Veneridae
Exons: 9
Coding region: 900-3014 (704 amino acids)
Cellular component (GO): cell periphery
Source: RefSeq, a predicted model, not a curated record
UUUUUUUUUUUUUUUUUUUGGUAUAAGCAACGCAUGAUAACUUAAAUAUUCAUCAUAUACAAUUGUUUUCGUCUAACAUUAACAUAAACAUCUGGAACAAGCACACUUGUAUUCUAAAUGCGCAACUAGUUUUGUUUUAAUUGUAACAUUAAAAAACUUUUUUUAUAUUUUAGACAGUAAUGCAGUUUCAUAUCUUGCGAUUAUUGCAGAAAAGAAAUGUAUUUUUUGUCAAUUUCACUACAUUAUUUCCUUGCCAGUGAAAACAUGCCAAUCAAUCAGUGAAGUGUAAACAAAAGAAAUGUAAAGGGGAAGGAAUAUGUUGCGAUCCAAAAGACUGAAUGGUCUAAACUGGUUUGAGCUCUGCUGAUAACAUUUUUAUUUGUUGACAUAUUUAUUCGCGGCCUUCGAUUACAUUUGUUUUGUUGAGUGGAAAAUUCUUUCGCUGCCGAUUUGGUUAUGUAUAUGUAAAGGAAGAUUAUUUUACGUGAAAAAAAAAUCAUUUGGAUAACCAAACAAUAUUCUUUCAAACCUUAUUUAUCAGGCAUAUCUUGGCGCACUUCUUUGUAUAUGACUUAUCGUCCUUUUUAUGUUUUCGCUAUUUUGUAAUUCUAAACAUUUAUUACAGAAGUUAAAAUUUGUGAAACUUCCUUAUUUUUGCUUGCGGACGACUGUAAGAGUUAAUGUGAAAAUUGAAAAAUACACAGUUUGCUUUACGACAAGAAUGUGCUCGAUACAUUGGUUCAUUCUUCCUAUGAGUUUGAAUAUAAAAUAAUUUUCGAAAUUCGAGGGUGAAUUGAAAUACAUCAACAGUUUAGUUCACAAUGAAAAUAUUCCGCGUAUUAACUGAACAUAUAUUAUUUUUGAACAUGUAUUUCAGUUAAGAUACAGAAGAUUCCAGUAUGGAUAGAAAAGAGAUAAACAGUGUAAGGAUUUACAGGAUAGUGCUAUGGUGUUGCAUUUUUGGUAUAUUUGAAUGCAUUGAAAUCAAAGUUAAGAAAGGCAACUCGGCUGAGUUCGAGCUCCCAGGGAUUAAGUCUUGCGGUCAGUACUCGCUGCUCAGUCCAGCUCUUCGUCCAGUCGUCGUGGUAGAGGGCAACAAUUCUACAAAUAUCAUUGCUCCAUAUGAUAAAAGAGCCUCUAUAGCUGAGACAAGGGAUGGUUUCAAACUUACAUUGAAACAUUUAGCAGAGACGGACGCCGGGAAGUAUAAAGUGACGUCAUCAUCUGUGAACUUAGCCCCGCCCUGCGUUAUUGAAUCUUUUUACGUCACAGUUUUAGAACCACAUGACGUGCAUAUGGAGCCCUGGGAAGAGUGGUCAUUUUGUAUCAGUCAGUGCAGCCCACAUAGACAUAGGUCAAGGUCAAGGAAAUGCAGUGUUAAAGGAGCUUGUGAUGACAUGGGACCUACAUUUCAAACAGAAACAUGCGAUAAUGCAGCACACUGCCCAAAAUGGUCCAGUUGGGGAGGUUGGGGAGCAUGCAGCGCAAAAUGUGGGAAAGGAUUUAAAAUCAGGAAGAGGGCGUGUCUAAGUGGAAAAUCCUCACUCGUCCGGAGCUCUGAAUGCCGUGGAAUAUCCACUCAAUCACACAUGUGUCUGACUGUUUGUGAAGUUGUCGGUACAUGGACGCAGUGGUCAGCGUGGUCAAACUGUACCGCAUCAUGUGGAAAUGACGUCAUAGCACGUGGUACAAGAACACGCGAAAGAUCGUGUUCAACAGAUAGCAGACAACGUUUUGUGACACAGAACUGCAUAGGAGACCGGACGGAAGAUGAAACUUGUAGUUCAGAGUGUACCACCCCGACUCCGUCAGAAAACAGCACAGAAGCGGUCCACAUACUAGGUGUAGCAGACGACAAUUCUGGGACGACCUUUAGCAUAAUCCCUGUGGUUGCUGGAUCGGCUUGUGCUUUGAUUGUUAUUGUUAUUUUGAUCAUCUUGAUUGUACUUAAGACUCGAGUUCAAAGGAGAAGAGACAGUGUGCCAACACUUAGACCAUCUGAUGCGGCGAGCAACCGGAGAAAGAAAGUGUCUAAGGAACGCCGGUCAGGCACACCAUGCAAUGCUGUUGAAACAGGAACCGGAAACGUGUACUCUGAACUGAAUUCCAGUUUCUGCUAUUCGUCGUCUGAAUUUGACUCAGUUUAUUCUGUAGACAAUCCUGGUUUCCCCAAGUCAUCUGCUAUUAACGUCAUGGAAACAAUUAAAGAUGAUGAAGGCGAGGAAGAAGUAUCAGACGGCUAUGACAGCGAGUUUGAUGACAAUCCAGAAGUCACAGGGAGAUCAACAAUAUGUGAAAGAAAGGAGAUCAUUUACGAAAAAUCCAGAGCUUCGUGCCAAAGAACAAAUUCUGAAGAAGAUAAGGUAAAUUACGGUGAUAAUAAAUCAAUGGAGUCAGAAGACUUUGUCGUCACCGAGAAUGAAUGUUACGAACCUCCUGAAUUGUGGAGUAACGAUGACGUCAUACAUAGCUUUGGAACUAAUACAUGCCACGAUGACGUAACACAUGCUAAUGAGAUAGAAAGUAUAUAUUAUGAACCUCCAGUCGAAAACGAGGAAGAUGAUGCUAGUAAACGGGCAGAGAUGAAAAGACAAGAAAGUGAAAUGACCGAAGAAUCAGUGUAUGAAAAUUGUGAAGCAAGUAGGGGAACAAUUAAAACUUCAAAACAAAUGCAUGCUGUAGAAAAUAACGACGAUUAUUAUGAGAUUCCAGAGAACACUAAAUCUAUUUCUACAAAGGAAUCUAAUACAAAUAUCACUGAAGAAACUGAAAUGGACAUUCCAAAGUUUACACAAGUUAAUAUGAGAAAUGGUAGCAUAGUAACAAUUGAUGAAAGAUAUCCACAUCUUUCUAAAGAAGAUUUAGACAGUGAACAUACUUAUGUAAAUGAAAAAAUACCUGAUGACGAAAAACACUUUUAUGUUACACCGAAGUAUUCAUACGGGAUAGGAAUGCAGGAAAAUAAAAGAGAUAGCAAGGAACACAUAUAUGACAUUCCUAAAUUUGGAAAAUAAUUGUGACAUAAAUUCUGAUCGUAUUUUAUCAUUAGCAUUAGGGACUUUUUGACGAUCUUACGAAUUUAAUUAUGUAUUUCUAUUUCUAAUAUUUCUAAACUGCAAUGGAUGGCCGAAUUAUUAAUAGAUGUUGUAUGCAUGCUAUCUAAGUAAGCGUGCGAGUGUAUGAACUAUUUUUAUAAUGUGUACAAAAUGACAUGCUUCGACGUCAUCAAUAUUUAAACGAUCUAUUUAUUUCAUUUCAUUUUAUUGUAAACUUGUUACUUUUUAGCU